AUGCCACACGUGGACGGGAUCCAAGCAAAUCUCAUUUCCAGUGGAAUCCCUUUGAUGGAAUAUCCUAACGUGUCGUCCGCGCCCAACAACGUGUUUUGCGAGUCACAACCCGGUCAAACUUUCGAGGUAGAGUUUUCAGGACCUGAGAGACCUUCGGAUUGUGUAGUCCACCUCUACUGCGAUGGCGUUUUCAUGUCUGGCUAUGCAUUCCCUCGCCGUCGCCGUAUCAAAUCAACUUUUCGAGGGGUCUAUCUACCGGGAGAUGACGCAGCAUUGUUGCCCUUCAAGUUUGCGAACGUCGAGCUUUGUGAAGAAGAUGACAGUCACCCGGAACAAAUCGUCAAAAACCUCGGCACUGUAGCUAUUGAAUUCUUUCACUGUACCUUGGGUCCACCCAAACCAAGUGGUAGGAGUACCAUUCCAUCCGUUGCAUCAAACAACAAAUUCUCUGAACGAAACAAGAAAGCUAGCAUGAUUCCACAUACCAUUGGUCUUGGGGAAUCCCUUCCAGCUCCGACAAAGCGAAGCUCGAUAUCUCAUGACCCUAGUCAGAUAGAUCCCACACCCUAUGUACGAUUUGUGUGGCAGUAUAGGUCUCGUAGUAUGUUGAUCACUUCCGGCCUCAUUCCUCGGCCCACCAGCCAACUUCUAGACAUCCGAAUAUCAACACCACCUCCACUUACGCACCAAGAUGACGAAGAGGCGCACAAAGAAACGAAGCCUGACAUCAAGCCAAAGGCGAGCGGUACCAAGCCAGUGGUGAUCGAUCUUUGCGACGACAAUGCAACAUUUGCAUUGUUUUCUAACAGUAUCGAAAAUCCAAUUCUCCUCGACGAUGACGAAGAUGAUGAGUCAAUAAUCCAAUCAUCUGUCAACCUCCUUCAAGCUAGUACUAGUAGCAGUACAACCCAACAAGUUGAUAAUAAACCUGUGAAGAUUGAGAUAGACACUGCUCCCAGUGGGCAACCUAAUCGAAUGAAGCGUCACCAGGCCGACACACAAGUUGAAGAGAUUGAUCAAAAACGUGUGAAGUUGGAAAUAAUAUCUGAAGCUCUAAAUGACUCGGACGCAACUAUAGAGGAUGAAAAUUCAGUUUGA
Messenger RNA from Melampsora larici-populina 98AG31, 1098 nucleotides. RefSeq lists its product as uncharacterized. Lineage: Eukaryota; Fungi; Basidiomycota; Pucciniomycetes; Pucciniales; Melampsoraceae. Bases 1 to 1098 code for a protein of 365 amino acids. The transcript is spliced from 3 exons. The record is from RefSeq and is a predicted model, not a curated record.